UGGCCAUGGCGCUGGUGCCGGCCCUGGCCGGCCUCCUGGCGCACGGACGGCCGCGGGCGCUGCUGCCCCCGGCGCUGGUGCUGGCCCCGGCAGGGGCGCUGGAGUUCUGGGACGACUUCUGGGACUACGUGCCUGAUCGGCGCCGCAGGGCGGCGAAGCAGGCCAACGCCAGCAGGACGGACAGAAAGCAGAAGGCCAACCUCAGCAUGGCGAACGAGAGCUCCUGCGGCGCCAACUCCAGCAACGUGACGAACGGGUCGGUCGGCCCGCCCGACGACGCGGGCCCGACUGACAACAUUGGCGACGGGGAUGGCUACGACGACAGCAACGACGAGUUCCCCGGCGUCUUCAUCCUCGGGCACCGCUUCGUGGCCUCCUUCUUUGUCGUCGUGGAGGCCCCACUGGACGAAGGCGCGUGCUGCCGCAAGGGCCAGCGUACUAUACCUGUGACGACGGCCGACCAGAUCAACCGCGACCCGCAGCAGGUUCAGCUCUACGGCCCGGGUCUGGAGAAGGAGCCACCGACGAACUUCUACCGUGACCUGAAGACCGCCCUCCGCGCGGGCAACCCUCGCCACGUGGUCUUCUCCGUGGACGGCCAGGCGGCACGCGUCCCGCUCAAGUGGAGUGACGCGCGGACGAACGCCCACGGCCUGAUCAUCGACUACGACACCGUCUACGGGGCCACCUCACGGCGACUGAGGAAGGACUUGGAGAGGGCGGCCACCAAGAGGCUCCACCUCUGCCGCAAGGUGGGCCCCUGCCAGGAGUGCGAACCGCUGAAGGCCCACCUGCAGUCCUACGCGGUGGUCGCGGCCGACGCGGUGGUCGACCUCGACGACCUCGCCGAGCACACUCCGCUCGGCUGGUGCUGCGUCCGCACUUCGCGGGGCAUCCGCGGGAUCCCAGGCUGCGCCUGGGGCCUCAUCCGAGGCGCCGGUGGCCUCUGCUGCCUCCCCUGCUGCUGCUGCCCGCGCCGCAGGCGCAAGCCCACGACGCCCGCGGAGGAGGGCCCCAGGCCGCGCGACGAGUCGGACACCGAGGACGAGGGCAUCCCCUGCAUGGCCCAUCGGGUGGGCUGGCGGCACGCCGAGACGGGCCGGGUCACGCUGCUGGCCCCGCGGGUGCAGUGUGGCGACAAGGCGCUCGAGGAGAACACCACGCUCCUCACCGACGACGCCCGCGUCAGCCCCCUGACCGCCGGGACGCAGCAGGAGCAGGCCCCCCUCUGUGCCCACCACGCUGCUUUGUACCAGGGGAUGCGGCGUGCGCAAGGCUGCGCCAAGGCCAAGUGCAACUCCCUGGGCUACGCACGGCGCGACGGCAUCAUGCUGUGCAAGCCGCACUACGACGAGAGCCAGCAGGAGAAGCGCCGGGAGGCGCAGGCCCUCCAGGCCCCCCGGGGGGGCGGGAGCCAGUCGAACCCCCGGCUCUCCAUCGCCGAGCUCGUCUCCCGCCUCGACGGCGCCGACGGGGCCCCCACCAGCGCGGUGCCCUCUCCGCCGAGCGGGAUGGAGUGCCUGCGGGAGUACCUCCGCGACCGCGAGCUCCACCCCGAAGAGGGAGACGCCGGCGCCCAGGAGAGGCUCCUCAACCGGUACGACUGGGACCAGACCCAGGACGUGCUGAAGGUGCUGCUGCGAGGUGCUGAGGAGUACGAACGAGAUGGGGGGCGCGGUCUGCGCGCGCUCGAGGGCGAGUGGCGCAGCCAGCUCCGCCGACUGCGCGACGGCUACCAGGAGGAGGUGCGCCCCACCUUGGCUCCGCCCGCACCGCAGGCCCCCCCGGGCCUCACAGCGAGCAUCGCCCACCCCUUCGGUGGCGGCGCCCCCACCUGGGGCGUAGGCCCCGCGCCUGCGACGAGCCCUGCAACCCCACGGCCCCUGCUGCCGCCUGGCGCCCCCGCCGCCUCUGCGCCGCUGCCCUCUCUGGUCGGGCGUGGCCGGACCGACCUCUACCACAACCUGGUGGGCCCCAUCCUGGCCGACGGGACGCGGCGCGCCCCCCCGGGCGAGCGACGCGCUGGGGUCGGAGGGGAGAUCGGCCCCACCGGCGACAGCGAGAUGGCAGCCGCCCUCAAGGACAUCGGUCUCGGCAUCGAGAGCCUCGUCAAGCACAACAGUGAAUCCAAGAGCUCCAAGGGCACGCCGCAGGGCUUAGGACGAGAGGAGACGGCCCUCGUCUUCCUCGCGCGGGCCUGCAACCGCUUCAACGUCCAAGUCUGCCCCUCCUACACAGGCACGUCCCUCUACCAUGCCAUCAAGGAGGCCUUCGUCACAUCGAAGGGCGAGCUCUCGGGCCUCGGUUGGCCCACCUGCGUCACGUCACGCCUCGCCCUCGGACUCGCAGGCCUGUACUUCGGCGCGCGGGACCAGCACUCACUUCUACCGCACUACUUGAGCGUGGCGGACUUCCCGAAGCACUCCCAGGAGGAGCACGACAACCACGUAGUCCCCCAGGACGACCGCCUCGAGGCCCGCCCCCGGGCUCCCGCUACGCUGGCCCAGUGGGUGAAGCAGGCGCAGAACCACGCCAGAUGCUUCGCGCUGAUCUACGGUUGGGAGCACUACCAGGAACGAGCCGACGCCAUCGAGAAGCUGGAGAAGCUGGCCGAGGAGGACUCCGACGUCUUUCCCCGCGAGCGCAUCUACGGCUGGUUCGAGGAGCUCAACUGGCGCUGGCGCGAGGAUCUCAAGGACGUAUACCGCCAGCUCCUUCGGAUAUCGGGCAAGGAGUGGCUACGCAAGGAGCAGAUCGAGUUCAUGGCCCUCACGCCCGACAGUGACGGCAACCCUCUCCUGCGCAUGCCGACUUGUUUCAAGCUCGACCUGGAGGACGCCUGGUUCAGGAAGACCAUCCUGCCACACCUGGAGCGGCAGCACAGCCGGACACUCUGGCGUCUCACGCACAAGGCCCUGAAGGCACCAGGAGAUGCUCGAGGCGCAGGUGCCGAACCAGGAGCCGAGGGGAGCCCCCGCAGGGCCUACCCCGCGGGCAAGCGCCUGCCGCCCCGGGAGGCCGCCGAGUCGGUCACCCACGCACCCAUCGAUGAGAUAGCCAAGAAGCCCUACUGCUGGGGCGCGGCCACGCACUGUGGCUGCCAGCGGACAGCCGCCGAGUGCGGCCACUCGCAUCGCCCAUUCAAGGGCACCCUCCAGCAGCAGCAUUGGACAGUGCAGGCCCAGCUGAUACGCCGCGGGGGCUUGAAGGGUGACAAGCCCAUCCCCCCUACCGAGGUCGACGGCCGCAUCAAGCAGCUUCGGGAAGCCGCUCACGAGGAGGCAGCCCAGAAGGUCCGUGAAGGGGUGGCCCGCCGAGGGCAGGCAGGCCGCGGCGCCGGCGACGCCUCAGGGGCCCCCCCGCGGAGCAUCAGGUGGGCUCCCCCGGAGGAGCUCGUCAGCUUCGCCCCCACAGCAGCCGAGAACGAGCUCACGAAGACCUUGCGCGGCCCGGACUACGACUGGGAGCGCGACGUCGACCCCCCCGGGCCUGACACCGCGAGAGCCGUCGAGGACACCACCGCCGAGUCCCCCGAGGACGUUGGAAGAAGGCGCGAGCAGAUCGCGAAGAUCGCCUCGCUCCCCGAGGUAGGUCCGCUCGAGCAGUGCAGCCAUCACCUCCAGUCCUACGUCAAGGGGCGCCUCCUCCACAGCUCGCUCAGGGGCGAGGACAUCACUGUCGAAGGCGUGCUGGACGAGCUUGUCCGCGGAGGCCCCGCCGCGCUCGCCGAGGAGGCGGGCGACUACCUGGAUCAGCUCCGGCGCGCAGGGGGGGGCCACCUUGGACCCGGCUCGGGCUACGCCGAGGUUCUGCAGCCCAUCUGGCCCGCGGACGGGGGCUGCGGGAUCGGCAAGCUCCUCGUGGCCGGCCUCGAGCUGGAGACGGCAGACUACCGCGACUCCAUCCACGUGUCGCCCGGCCUCGGCGAGGCCCUCCAGCUCGGCGACCAGGAGCUGGAGGAGCGCCAGUGCAUGGUCAUCCACAUCGCAGCCGGCCUCCUCGACAUCGAGGCCACGAGAGGGGACGCCCAGGCGCCCGACGCCGCCUGGCCCCCUCCCACCACGGACACGCUUGCUCUCGCAGCCGACCUGAGGGAGGAGCUCUGGGCAGGGGCCUCCGAGGCCACCCGCGCCCUGGGCGAGACCCCAGAGAAGCUUGACAGAGCCGAACGUGAGGUGCGGGGCUACAUACACGACGUACUCCACCCUCAUCAUAAUAAGGACUACCGUUCGCUUUGUGCGUUCCCGCUCGAGCCCCUCAGCAACGUGGUCCUCAAUUUCAUUCGGGUCGACUCCCUGGGGCGCGUCAACUUCGAGAGCGUGUCAGGAGCAGCGGCCAGCCCAGAGUCACCGCACUGCUGGUUGCUCAUCCACCGACGGCACAUGCGGCUCAUCAAGCUCGGGCCCGACAUCGACCGAGCCACACUGUUGGCGGACUUUGCCCAGCAUGCCAGCACCUGGGGGGGCAGCCCGCCGACCGACUACGUGGCCAUGGGCUGGGAGGUUCUCCUCGACCAGGCGAAAGAGUGGGCGCCCGAAGCGUUCACCCCCCAGCCCAGGACCUGCCUUUGCUGCAAGUACAUCAAGAACAGGCAAGGAGACGGAGCACGUGUCGCCGGGGACGUGGCCCCCCUGGAGCCCCUCAACGACGACUACACCUUCCUGACGAUCGCCGGCUGGGGCCUCCAGGCUUGGAGCCCCUACUGCAGAAAGGAGCACCCUAUCCCCGAGUCCGUCACCGUCCCGGGGGACAAGCUCAUCGCCCAGGAGAUCAUGGCGGGCACUGGGCGGUGGACUCAGGCCUGGAGGUCCCGCGGCCUGGAGGCCAGGGAUCCCAUCGAGUACUACGAGGAUCCUCUGAGGAAGCAGGGGCCCCGCGAGGACCACAACGUGCUCCUCAAGCCGGUGCAGGACCGCCUCCUCGAGGACAUCAGCAGGGGCGACGUGAACGUCAUCGGUCUCGAGCCCGUGUGCACCAGCUUCUGCUCUUGGAUGCGUUGCAAUGGCGGGGCGCGUACCAUGGCCCAGCCAGAAGGCGUCGAGCCCCUCCUCGCCUCCGAAGUCACAGGCAACACAAUAGCGGAGUUCUCGGCGCGAGCUUUCAAGAAGGCUCUCGACAUGCAAAAGUUCGCUUGGGCCGAGAACCCAGCCCCCGACGGGAUCUAUCCCUCUAUCUGGGAUACCAAGUGGUGGAGACCGCUCCUCGACCGCAAGGACGUGAUGAUUAUCCCCUUUGAUUUCUGCGAGCACGGCCACGGCCCCGAGGACGACCCCACGGCGCGCUACCGCAAGCGCACGUGGAUCGUCGCCCGUGCCUCGCAGCAGUUUGCGCGCUGGAUUGCCAAGCGGCGCUGCGGGCAGCAUCGCCACGUGUCGCUGGAAGGCCAUGCUCCAGGUUCGGCUAUCCGGCGCUGCCGCACCUCACAGGUCUACCCCUGGCCGUUCGUCGAGAACCUCACCCAGGGCAUCCUGGCGGGCGUCUUACCAGGAGGCCUGCGCACCUCAGGGUGCGAGACUACCGAUGUGCUGGACGGUGGGGAGGCCCCCCCCCUUGCUUCAAUUUCGGCGAGCUCAUUGGAUUUGCAAGGAGGGAUGGCACAGGAACCGAGGCCGCCCGACGACAGCGCGAGGCGCGUGGGCGACUCGGGGGAGGCCAGGGCGCUGAUCAGGCGCUUCGCCCUCGCCUACGUCGCCUAUGCCAAGGCCCAGCCGACAGGCACGGUGGACGCCUGGAGGGGAGCCGCCGCUCGUGGCGAGGCACUGGUGGAGCUGGCGGACAGCGUGGAGGAGGGCGCCCGCGCCCUCUUCAAGGCUAGGAGCGACCUGGGCCUGGACAACCUGAAGGGCAUUUUCGACUCGGACCUGGACCGCCACCUGGCCCCGGACGCGCUGCUGCACUUGCGGGACCAGGCCGGGCACGGCGUGGCCGCGAGGGACACGGGCAUCAAGGUGAGAGAGGAGUGCAAGCCACAUCAGAGCGCAGCUGACGUCUUGGACCAGUGCUACGAGGGCUCCUGGAAAGACGUCCACGCCGCCCGUGUCCUCGUCCUCCCCAGGCGCCGACGCGACCUCCUACAGGGGGUCCGCUCCUCACCGCAGGGAGCGGUCCCCAAGCAGAACCCCGAUAGGACGCUCUCCCUGGAGAAGAGGCUCAUCCACGACCAGAGGCGCGUCAACGAGACCACGGACAAAACAGGGCACCCUCCCGCGGCACAACCGUUCCAUCGACAGCUCGCCAGGUUGAUCGUCUGGUGGUCAGUGGUGCUACCGCGUAUCCCCAUACUCCUAUCGAAGCUGGACGUCAAGGGAGCCUUCAAGCUGCUCUGGGUCGACCCCCAGGACGUCGGCACCUUCGCCACCGACCUCCCUUGGCACCCGGAGGCCUGCUCAGCGCCCAGGGACCCUGAGGAGGCCCCCGCACCGCAGACGACCGACCCGGACACGCAGCUCGACCAGCAGGUGCAGCUUUGCCUGGAUAGGGGCCUCACCGAGGGCCUCACGCUCAUCUCACUGGUUCUCACCUUCGGCUGGGCUGGAAGCCCAGGCGAGUGGACACCUUGGGGCGACAGCGUCGCAGCGGUCCACAGCCAGCAUGCGCCGGGGAUCCCGGCUUGGGAGGGGCCCUUCAAGUUCCAGUCGUACAUUCUCAUGGACGACCUCGUCUUGGUCGAGCCCGCCCUUGGCAUGCGCCCCUGGACGUCCAGAUCGCUGGCCGAGAAAACCAUCGAGAAGCUGCUGGGCCCAGCCGCCGUCAACCAAGACAAGAAGCACCAGGAAGGCUACUUCUCGACGAACAAGAUCGCUUGGGGACUGGAGUACCGCACCGACGAGAUGCAGGUGGCCAUCCCCGAGCCGCGGCUAUGGAAGGGUGCCUACCUACUUAGCGACACGUGCUACGACAGCGGCUACAAGGGCGCGAGGCUCCGCGACAUGCAGGUGUUGAGAGGCACGGGCACCAGCUGGAUGGCGGCCAUGCCGGCUCUGGCGACCGAGCUGAGAGCAGUGGACGCCUUCCUUACACCACAGGCCGACGGGAUUCUGAGGCCCAAGGUCGAGCCGGGGGCGGAGGAAGCAGCAUGGCAGGACCUGUGGGACACUUGCGAGCUACUACGACUCCUCCUCGCCCGGCCCGAGGUAUGGGGCGAGCGCUUCACCGUCUCCAUGUACACUCUCCUGGACGUGCGCGAGCGCCUCGCGCUGCCCGGCGAAGCAGCCAAGGUCGUCUGGGUCACCACCGACGCCACCACGUCCGUUGCCUUCGGCGCCGACUGGACCGAGAAGAUCUACCUGCGGCAGGACCUCAAGGACUACAAGGGCAUGCUCGGCGAGGCCCUCGGCGACUCCGACGACAGCACGGUCGAGAUCGCUCUCGGCGAGGCCAUGGCUUACAUCGUCCUAGCCGGGCGUCAGGGACCAUCGUGGAGCGGACGCAUCGUGCUCCUGGCAACGGACAACAUGGCAUUCACGAACUGGCUCAAGAAACGACACCCUCGACCUCGACUCGUACGCCACCUUUUUAGGAUUCUGCACUACCUUGAGUGCAAGUACAACUUCAUGACGAUCGGCCAUUUCUUCCGUACCUACCACAACGUCACGGCGGACUUCGGCUCCAGGGCCAGCCAGGAGGAGGUCAAGCGCCGCAUGGACGAGCUGGGCCUCUCGAGCGUCGACGCGGCGCAUGAGUGGGCGGACCUCGUCGCUAACGGAGUUCGCCGCAGGGUGCUCCGCUUGCUUGGCGGCGACGCCGAAGACGGCCGGAUCGCCCUCCAGCUCCGUGAGGCCCGCCUGAAGAGGAGGUUCAGAGAGGUCCCCCUCGCCACGGCCCCGGGGAGGGCCCUCGAGUGGGGCCUAGGAGCAGGUUUCUUCUCCAAGAUCUGGACGGGCCUGGGGGGCACGGCGCACACCGCGCCCAUCGGCGAGGACCCAGACCCCAGCGCGGGCCCCGUCUGGGCGAUCCUGGCGACGCUGGGCCCAGACCCCACGGGGCGCAGCGCCUGCAAGGCGGCCAGGCAGGCCGCCCGCCUGGGCGCCCAGCGGAUCGCCCUCGACGCCCCGCGGCAGCUGCCUCUGGGCGAGGACCUCCUCGCGACCGAGGUCGGGGAGCUGGUGGCGCGCCGUCGUGCCCUCCUGCUGGGCACGAGGCACGUGGGCGACGAGCAGCAGGCAUGGACGUUCGACACCCUCGACCUCAGGCGCCCGAUCGCGCCCGCGGUUGGCCCCGUGCUGCAGCCCCCGAGCGCACUGCCGCCCGACGCAUGGCUGCUCCACGCCCGCUUCGAGGCCGACCCCCGCAUGCGGAGAGCGGAGGACCGGCUCCUCCCAGUGGGCGUCGGCCACCUCUGGACGGACAAGGGACGCGAGGUGGUCUACAGCACGGGCGGACCCCUCCCGACCAUCCAGGCCGACUGGACGACACACCCACCGCCCCUGAUCCGGGAUUUCAAGGGCCCGGGGCACGGGGUCAGGCGCGUCACGCUGGAGGAGAGCUGGCUCGCCGUGGGUGGCACCCUAGAGGACUUCCCCACGCCCCAGGACGACGCCACGGCCGCACAUGUCACGAGGCUCAUCGCGGGCGACACGGGGGCCCGACUCGCCGGAGCCGUCGCCCUCUGGGCGGGAGCUGCAUUUGACUGGGAAGCGAGUGCAGGCGCUUGCCUCGACCUCGACGCGCAGGCCAAGGAGCGUGGCAUGCGCGAAUGGCUCGCACGCUGGAGGCAGGGUCUACUGCCCGGGCGCCCGCCACCGGCCCCCCUCCCGCACGCCGCGCCGGGGCUACCGCCAGCACACCCCGGAGAGCCUGGCCGCCACGCAGGCGGCAGCACCCCGGGAGAGGGGGCCGACUGCCGCCCCCCGACGCGCUGCGCCAUCUUCCGCCCGGCUGACGGGGGUAUCGACGCACGCGCGGCGGCUCUCGCAGCGGGCCUCGUCUGGCAGGACAUGGGCGGCACCCAGGACGAGCACGACGCCGCUCGCGCCGCCGGGGCGUCGGCACUGCCCGAGAUCGCCAGGCCCCCUCGCAAGCAGAAGAUGCCCCAGCUGGGACUUGUCUCCAUUUCGGCCCCCGAGCACCUCGUCGACCUGGCGCCGGACGUCCCGGUGUUCGCAGAGGUCCAGGAGUGGGUCCACAAGAAGUUGGCCAGCGGGCUGGCGCACAGCACCCGCACCAGCUACGGCGAGGCCUGGUCCAAGUGGCUCUGGUGGUGCACCCGCAGGGGUAUCCCGCCGCUGUUCGAGGGCGACUCCAAGAGGCAGGUGACCGAGGACGAGGAGGAGCUCCUGCGCUUCAUCGGCUACCUGGGCUGGCUGGGCAAGGGCAACGGCACCAUCCUCAGCACCCUCUUUGCACUCCAGGGCGGCCACGUGCGGGCAGGAGGCGGCGACCCUCUCGUCGGGAAGAAGCGCAUCAAGAGAGAAGUGGGCGAGGCGGAGCGCAGGGUGCCUCCGUCUAGGGUCGGGUCUUUCACCGCCCUUCGUAAGGCUCCCCUUGAGAAAGAAGAGAGCUCGCAGCCCACGCCGACCCACCCGCCCUAA
Prorocentrum cordatum is the source of this 9530-nucleotide messenger RNA. The record is from the annotation of a GenBank genome assembly. Lineage: Eukaryota; Dinophyceae; Prorocentrales; Prorocentraceae.